Molecule: messenger RNA, 972 nt
Organism: Belonocnema kinseyi
Lineage: Eukaryota; Metazoa; Arthropoda; Insecta; Hymenoptera; Cynipidae
Product: THAP domain-containing protein 4-like
Exons: 3
Coding region: 130-537 (135 amino acids)
Source: RefSeq, a predicted model, not a curated record
UUGGUCGAGAACCUAGACGCGAACUCUAUGUGUCAAAACAAGCCAUAGUAAAAAAGCACCCAUUCUUCUGUAGAUCUCUAUUUCUGUAGUGUUUUACACCAGAGUCGCUUUUACCUUAAAUUUUGGAAUAUGGGCAAAUGUGCGUUUUGUGGGAAAAGUAAGAAACAAACUGCCACUUUACACAGAUUUCCACGGGAAGAAACCUUGUAUCAACAAUGGAUGAAACUUAUAGGCCGGGAAGGUUGGAUGCCCACCCGAAGCCUGUUGUGUUCCGAUCACUUCAGAGCAGAAGAUUUCUCUUGGUAUAACGAUAGUCGAACCAAAAAACGUUUGAAGCCGGGAAUACUGCCCACGAUUUUCCCCAAAAUUAAGUCUAAACCGUCAGCAGAACUGUUGGUAAUGAAUAAUUUCACAGUCCACUGUCGGGGGUUGCCUUCAAAAAGCUUUGGACUGAAUUCGGGGAGAUCGAAACGUAAAUUGUCAGGGCCACCUGAACCGUUUCCAAUUGAAACACAUACUGUUGCGCAAUAUACUUGACUAGGUACUCGCGGAUUUCGGCCCUGCCGAGACAACUCUCACAACCGCUCUCGCCCCACUGCCCUGAGAAACUACGGUGGAGAGCCAGCAGUUCUAAGAAGGUCGAAAACGGGGGGACUGAAAGCGAGAGUUUGGUGCAUUUUAAAGUCAGCUUUAUGUUCAUUUUUACUAAUUCGCACUUAUUUUUGUUUCUACUCCCCUCAGACGAUUAUUCUGGAGUCUCAUGUAAUAGAAAUUGUCGAACCGACUAUCAAACUUGAACGCGAUUAUUGUGUGAAAAAUGAGAAGAGUGUACUUGAAUAUUCUUAUCAAUUUGAAGAUAUCGAUAGUUCAACAUAAUUAAAUAAUUUUAUACAAUAUUAUAAAUAAUAAGCAUACAAAAUACAGUAUAAAAAUAUAUUAUUAUAUGAUUGCUUCUCAUAAAAUACAUUUUCA